Molecule: messenger RNA, 3345 nt
Organism: Monomorium pharaonis (pharaoh ant)
Lineage: Eukaryota; Metazoa; Arthropoda; Insecta; Hymenoptera; Formicidae
Gene: stmA
Product: protein EFR3 homolog cmp44E
Exons: 16
Coding region: 180-2573 (797 amino acids)
Biological process (GO): protein localization to plasma membrane
Cellular component (GO): plasma membrane
Source: RefSeq, a predicted model, not a curated record
UUCAUGCUUCAGAAGAAGGUUGUCCCAGCUCACAGCUGGGUGUGUUUUCGAUGGGUUGUUAAUCCCUAACCUAUCGAUAGUUGGCUGAUCGAUCAAAAGGUGCCAUAUACGCGCACACGUCCUGGUGCCGUCAUCGCUGUCGAUUUACAAACAAGUGUCAAACCCAGAAAGCUGUCAAAAUGUUUGGCUGUUGUUGGUGUUUCGCUGCGUUACGACCGAGAUACAAGAGGCUCGUUGACAAUAUCUUUCCGGUCAAUCCACAGGAUGGAUUAAUCAAGAAUAAUAUGGAGAAACUGACAUUCUAUUCAUUGAGCAGUCCUGAGAAAUUGGAUAGAAUUGGUGAAUACUUGUUUCAGCGAGCUUCCAGGGAUAUUUAUAGGCGACGAAAUGGCUUUGUCGUGAUUGCCAUGGAAGCAAUGGAUCAGCUCCUCGUGGCUUGUCACGCACAAACUCUGAAUCUAUUUGUCGAAAGCUUCUUGAAAAUGGUACAAAAGCUAUUGGAAUCCACAGAUCCUCAGUUACAAAUUCUCGCGACGCAGUCUUUUGUCAGAUUUGCCAAUAUCGAGGAAGACACACCCUCUUAUCAUACCCGUUACGAUUUCUUCGUGUCGAAAUAUUCGGCAAUGUGCCAUUCCAAUAAUGACGAUCCCACUACACGCAAGCAAAUUAGGCUUGCUGGAAUUCAAGGGUUGCAGGGCGUUGUGAGAAAAACUCUUUCUGACGAUUUGGUCGAGAACAUCUGGGAACCUGUACAUAUGGACAAGAUAGUGCCAUCAUUGCUGUACAAUAUGCAAAAUUCAAGAUACGCUGAUAAGGAAGAUACGACACCAGACAGCCCAACCGAAGAACGAUCGGAUCCGCCACAAUUUGCGGAAACUUGUAUGCGAGAAUUGAUUGGGCGCGCAUCAUUUGGCCAUAUUAAAUGCGUUAUAAGACCUGUAUUGAGGCAUCUGGAUAAUCAUCAGUUAUGGGUCCCUAACUACUUCGCAAUUCAUACUUUUAGGAUAAUUAUGUUUUCUAUCCAGUCACAGUAUUCCUACACUGUAGUGGAAGCUUUAAUGACGCAUCUUGAUGAUCAUUCAAAGUCAUCCCCUAAGAUUCGCACUAGCAUUGCAGAUACUUUAUCUAAGAUUAUAUCAAUUGCUGCAGGUGAAAGUGUUGGACCCUCUGUAUUAGAGAUUAUAAAUUCCUUAUUGACUCAUCUACGGGUUAGUGUAACGAGAAACCAAUCGUCAAGUAGUGAUGAGCAAUUAUAUCAAGAAGCUCUUAUUAAUGCUCUUGGAGAAUUCGCAAAUCAUCUUCCCGAUUAUCAAAAAAUUGAGAUUAUGAUGUUCAUUAUGAGUAAAGUUCCAUACAGUCAGCCAAAUCGUAUUGUAUCGGUCGGUAAAGGAGACGUGUUACUUCAAAGCAUACUUUUAAAAUCGUUGUUAAAGGUUGGUACAAAGUAUCAAACAAUUCACCUGAACACGACGUUCCCACCCAGUUUUUUGGACCCAUUACUGAGAAUGUCACUGGCAGCAGAUGCUCAAAUGAGGCUUCUCGUUCAAAAAAUAUUCCAUACCUUAAUUGACAGACGUCGAAAUAUUACAAAGCUCGCUAAGCCAACCGUGAAUGUAGCAGAGCUCGAUCUUGUUAUUGAAAAAGCAUCCAGGCCUGAUGUAAUCUUCAUUCGGAAGCACGGCCCUGAAAUCUACUUAGCGUUGUAUGAAUCAUUAGAACUGUCUAGUAACACAGUAGAAAAUGUGGAAUCUAUUUAUACCACGUUGGCAUUACUUGCCAUUGAAUUGGCUUCUGAGGAAACAGUAUUAGAGUUAUUGAGAUUAGUGUUGAGCCUACAAGACUUGGCGUUGACGAGUAGUCAAAUUAGUCUUCCACUGAAGUUCAAUUUACACGCAAUAGUUAUCAGCCUACUAGUCUUAAUAUCAUAUGUCUGUAAUAUUACUGCUCUUAUGGAUUAUGCGGCAAAGGUGAUAGAAGCGCGUCAAAAUGAUAGCCCACAUUUGCUACCAGAUUUACAAUCUCAAUAUGAUACUGGUCUAACGUCCAGAUUAGCGCCAGCUCUUUUAGUCGAUCAAACUGUUGUCAGCGAAUGCCUGAAGGGAGCUGGACUUGACAGUGGCAAAUUACAACAAGGUUCAGGUUACAACGGCAAUUCUUUGCAGCACAGGCAUUCAUGGGUUGACGCUGGACGAAAUUCGCUAGCCGAUAUUAAUUCUGGAGGUCCAGAAUUGGACAGUGGAGGUUCAUCACCUGGUGUACAAAAAAAAUUACCUGGAGAAGAAUUAACCUUUGAAAGUAUGAAAAGAAUUUUGACAGAGAACAAUAAUAACCAAGUUGUAGAAGAAGAGAAGCGAAUGCAACUCUCUCAAUUCUUCAGAAAUGCACCAUUCCAGGAUUUAGUGUCAAAAACACAACCAAAGCACGAUGUUUUACAGAGCAAGUUGUCAGAGAUAUUUAAUACAUUAUCUGUUGAUCCGCGCAACGCGGUUCCUGCAACUGGACCACAAACGGAUAUUAAGCCAAGUCAAACUCCAGCUUAUGAAAUUCAUUUCCCAGAGCUGUUUGUAUAUUAAACAGCUAUUAUUCUUGUUGCAUUAAUAUUAAGUAGUGGAUUGUAUUAAAUCUGUGUACAUGUUACUAAGUAUGAACCACACAAUAGCUGUCCUUUAAGGAUUGACUUAUGUACAUAAUAGAGAAAAUAUUUUUGUUUCUUAUUGUUAGAUUUAUAUUUUUAAUUGAGGUUGAUAAGUUGUUCAUACUUGUUUAUUUUUAAUGAAUAGCUUUCAAAUAUUGUGUAAACUAUUAUGAAAAUGGUUAAUUAGUAUUUUUAUAAAAUCAAGGAUUUUAUAGAAUUAAAAAAUGUAUAAAGAGAGAUGUCAAUUCCUUAUAUGCACAUAAAAUGAUUAUUAGAAAAUAGAAUUAUUUGAGAUUUUAUAAUAUUACAGAAUUAACUAUUUUCAUAUAGUAUAGGUUGAUUCUGAUUAAUCUGUCGAUACUUCAGCGAAUGAGCACAAAACGAAAUUUUCACAUAAUCAUUGACAUAAUAAGAAGUCAUAUAUGUACAAAACAGAUUUUAACAAAAAUAAGACAAAUAAUAAUUUAUAUAUAUUUCGACAGUAGAGACUAAUUAAAUAUGCACUGUUAUUUAGUUAUACCUGUUGACGUAAAGUUAAAAAGUGUAUAUCUGCGUAUAUCUCUUUAUGUAUAAUCCGGAUCAAAGAAAUUUUCUCUCGCGUCAAAAGUUGAUUUAAAAAGGUUGCACAAUGUAUAUUUAUAAAUAUAGGUUCAAAAUAUUUUGUAAAUAUGCAUACAUUUAAAAAAAUACAAGUUGUCAACCUGGAAAAA